Messenger RNA from Monopterus albus (swamp eel), 1073 nucleotides. RefSeq lists its product as uncharacterized. Bases 351 to 1061 code for a protein of 236 amino acids. The record is from RefSeq and is a predicted model, not a curated record. The transcript has 6 exons. Lineage: Eukaryota; Metazoa; Chordata; Actinopteri; Synbranchiformes; Synbranchidae.
UGCACUUAACGAAAAUGUUACACGUGCCUUGCGAGGUCGGAUUUGUUUCUGCUUUAGAAAGCGAAUUCGUGCUGGCUACGCCCAAACACUGUGCCCCAGCGUGCAUGAAGAGAGACCUUUUGAGGUUGAAUCUAGAAAUAAAAAUGUUCUUAUCUUGUGUCAGAUCCCUCAGAUUCACGUUUAUCACAUUUUAGAUUCUUUUGUAUUAUUUCCGUCUUAUUCGUGUCUAAAUAAGGCUCUUAGUGCCACUUGCCACCCUUUCGGUCUAAGGCGGGCCACAGCUGGUGCUGUGUACUGACUUCCAUAUAUUCUCAGAUGCCACCUCAUUAUUUGCAUUUACCUUUUGCAGAAUGACGGGCAUGUUCGCGUAUCCCACCUUCCUUCUCUGCACAUCGACAGGAGAUGCAGCCCAGGAGAAGUGCAUUAAAACAAACUCUCGCUCUCAAAGACUUGUGCGUCCUAGGAGCAAAGCGAGGAUGUGCGCCUUCAGUAGCCACAGCAGAUUGAUAAACACGGAGAGGAAUCACAUGCAAAAGGGGCCAUGUGUUGGAUCAGUGUUUGGUGCUCACUGUCACAUGCAGGCUGCAAAAGCUACUGUAUGUGGCUCCUGGCUCUCAGAACGAAACAAGCAGCGCCCCCUGCUGUCCCAUAAUGAAACCUCACAGUGGCACCGGCACACACAGUUAAAGCUCAUGGGCCCAGUGGGGUUGGCAUUAAAGGUUUUAAUGGAGCAGUCUCCAGAGAGGAGCCCCUUUGAUACCCAUGGCAAUGAUAAGCAAGCAUUGACUGCCUACCAUUGGAUCCCCAUGGCAGAUGGCAAGUGUGGCUCCUGCAACAACACAUUUCUUUAUCCCCUUGGGAUGCUGUCUGCCAGCGAUGUGGCUUUCAACCGCCACAGAGAACAUCUUUUGAAACAGCCAGGAGACCUAAUGAAGUCACAGAGUGGCACAAUUAUUUCCCAAAGAAGGAGCAUUAAUGUACUUCAAAAUUCCCUCUGGAGAAGCAUGAUGACAAUUGGUUUGUACAGCUUUGAUCGCUGCUUUAAAUUCUGCCCAAGAUAAACUGCAGGGUUA